Hibiscus syriacus is the source of this 1239-nucleotide messenger RNA. Its product is annotated as protein transport protein SEC13 homolog B-like. Gene Ontology annotation, molecular function: protein binding; structural molecule activity. Lineage: Eukaryota; Viridiplantae; Streptophyta; Magnoliopsida; Malvales; Malvaceae. Gene Ontology annotation, biological process: COPII-coated vesicle budding; protein import into nucleus. Bases 119 to 1024 code for a protein of 301 amino acids. The record is from RefSeq and is a predicted model, not a curated record. The transcript has 2 exons. Gene Ontology annotation, cellular component: nuclear pore outer ring; COPII vesicle coat.
UUUCCUUCUCGCUCAAUAUUUUAACAAUUUCAGAGCUGAUCUAUAGCUUUAGCAGUUAUCAAAUUCCCAAUCUUUCUUUCUAUCAGAUAUUAAGGAGCUGAGAAUUGGAGUUCAAAAGAUGCCAGCACAGAAAAUCGAGACAGGUCAUGAGGACGCUCUCCAUGAUGUUGCCAUGGAUCACUAUGGAAGACGGUUGGCGACUGCUUCAUCUGAUACUACUAUUAAGAUCAUUGGUAUAACCGGCUCUACUUCCCAGCAGCUUGCUGUUUUACCUGGCCAUAAAGGACCUGUUUGGAGGGUUGCUUGGGCGCACCCCAAGUUCGGAUCAGUCCUUGCUUCAUGUUCUUACGACGGCCAGGUGAUAAUCUGGAAGGAAAAUAAUCAAAACGAGUGGCUGCAGGCCCAUGUUUUCAAUGAUCACAAAUCAUCUGUGAACUCCAUUGCAUGGGCACCCCAUGAGCUUGGCCUCUGCUUGGCGUGCGGAUCUUCUGAUGGGAAUAUAUCGGUUUUUACCGCCAGGGAUGAUGGUGAUUGGGACAUCAACAGGAUAGAGGAAGCUCACCCUGUCGGGGUAACCUCGGUUUCAUGGGCACCAACAACCGCGCCAGGUUCUUUCAUCGGAUCCGGUCUACUGGAUCCUGUUCAGAAGCUGGCCUCCGGUGGAUGUGACAAUACGGUCAAAUUAUGGAAGCUGUAUAAUGGGACUUGGAAAAUGGACUGUCCCCAUUCCCUCCAGAUGCAUACCGACUGGGUGAGGGAUGUUGCUUGGGCACCCAACUUGGGGCUCCCAAAAUCCACCAUUGCAAGCGCUUCACAGGAUGGGAAAGUUGUUAUAUGGACUUGUGGUAAAGAAGGGGAAUGGAAGGGUAAGAUUUUGAAGGAUUUCAAGACCCCAGUUUGGAGUCUCUCGUGGUCACUGACCGGAAACUUACUGUCCGUCGCUGAUGCCAAUAACAGUGUCACAUUGUGGAAAGAAGCUGUUGAUGGUGGUGAAUGGCAAGAAGUGAGUACUCUUGAGCCAUGAAGUUUAAAUUUUAUUUUAUUCCUGCUUUAUCUAUCUACAGUCGUUUUAACAUCUGGGUCUUGUCCAUUCGAGUUCUUCAGCAUUUUUGUCUGAAUACUCGAUCGGAUGGUUAGAUUUUUGCUUGGCAUAUUCUGAGAUCAAAGAGAGAAAAGUUGAUUAAUCAUUUAUCAUCUCCCUUCAAUAAAGUUCAAUUCAUUGACGUAUCUUUUUAACAA